AUGGAUACUCUUCCACCGAAUCAUUUUCUCAACCUCCAGCGGCCGGAUGCCUUCGUGCCUACUAUUGCAGGCACGCCUGACACAUCGACGCUCGCCGCCCAUGAUUUCGACGUCGACACGCGCACCGGAUUCAUGCCGCCACAGCCCCCGCUCGCUCGUCUCCCCGAACCAUGGGAGCCCUGGGAAGCUGCGCUAGACGACGCAAUCACCAGCGGAUUGCAACUAGCGGACAAGCCAGACUUGUCGGACGAGGAUGAGAAGAAGUCGGAACGAUGGCGUAAUUCCGUCCGUGAGCUUCCGAUAUUGUCCAUCACUGAGCUGAAGAACUCGGAAAUUCUGCUUCGGCGCGCGCACCAUGUUCUCGCAUGGGUGAUGCACUUCUACGUACACACCAUGCCAAGUACAAUGCGGGAGAUCCAUAUACCACCCCCUGUCACUGUCCCCCUACUCCAGGUGUGCGCGCAACUGCAGCUGCCACCAGUCCUGACCUAUUCGGAUGACGUUCUUUACAAUUGGGCGUUCAAGACCCCACUCGCGACGAAUGUGCUUUUCCAGCCCAAGGCAGAAUUGCACAACCUGCGCUGUCUGACGCUCUUCACCGGCACGCGCGACGAAGAGGAGUUCUACCUCUCCUCCGCGCGCAUCGAGCUCCGGGGCGUCGAGGCGCUCUCGGUUAUGCGCGCGAUCAUGGACGAAGCGUUCGUGGGGGACGAGAUCGCGCACAGACGUAUCACAGACUACCUCCGCAUACUCGCGGACGUCAUCAAGGACAUGCAGGCGCUGCUCGCGGCCGUGCGCGAGGGCUGCGACCCGACCAUGUUCUACAACCAGAUCCGGCCCUGGUUCAAGGGCGCCGACUCGGACACGCGCGGGCGGAAGUGGGUCUUUGACGGCAUCGAGCUCGAUCCGACCCUCGAGGAGCCGACCGAACUCUCCGGCCCGAGUGCCGGGCAGAGUUCGCUCGUCCACGCGCUCGAUAUCUUCCUUGGGGUUGACAGGUACUCCCACUCCGACUUCCACGGCCAAGCGCGACCUGCCUCUGCCUCUGCCUCUGCCUCUGCCUCUUCAUCCGCUCCACCCCCCUCGCCCCCGACGUCAACAUUCAGCUCGGCGCCGGUCCCGCCCAAGGUUCCCUUCCUGACCCGCAUGCAGUCAUACAUGCCGCGCCAUCACCGCGCGUUCCUCCGCCACCUGCAGGCGAAUCCACGCCCUCUCCGGACGCUUGUAGAGCAGACCGAGAACGAGGCAUUGCGCGAGGCAUACGACGUUGCGGUCACGGCGCUCAAGGAGUUCCGCGACGAGCAUGUGCGCAUCGUCGCGCUGUACAUCCUCAUCCCCUCGCGCCAGGCACACACUGGAGAGCCUAGCCAGGGUGGGCCAAAGGGAACAGGUGGCACGGACGCGUUCCAAUUUGUGAAGGGGGUCAGGGAUCAGACUGCUGGUGCGCUGUUAGGCCGCCCAACCCAUUAG
Messenger RNA from Dichomitus squalens LYAD-421 SS1, 1470 nucleotides. RefSeq names its product Indoleamine 2,3-dioxygenase. The coding region runs from base 1 to 1470 and encodes 489 amino acids. The transcript is spliced from 2 exons. Gene Ontology annotation, molecular function: heme binding; metal ion binding; indoleamine 2,3-dioxygenase activity. Gene Ontology annotation, biological process: 'de novo' NAD+ biosynthetic process from L-tryptophan. Lineage: Eukaryota; Fungi; Basidiomycota; Agaricomycetes; Polyporales; Polyporaceae. The record is from RefSeq and is a predicted model, not a curated record. Gene Ontology annotation, cellular component: cytoplasm.